GCUCACAUCGUCUCGUACUCAUCCAUAGCGCUGCGUGUGACCAACACGGUCUGCUUUGGUACCCUUUUGAAUGUCUCUAUUUGAGCUAUUUUCACAGAGCUACGGUCGACUCUACACGCUUCUGGUCGCUGCACGAGUCGUAUUCGCCUUCGUUGGCACGGGCUACAUACACCCCGACGAAUACUUCCAGAAUGGCGAAGUUACUGCAGGUCAUUUCAUUUGCUGUGUCUCGAAAACGUCAAGGUUAUAUGAGAACAUUUAGGCAGUGUGCUCGGCCUGCAUACACUGAAGACUUGGGAGUGGGACCUGUCGUUCCCUUGUCGAUCCAUACUCCCACCUGCAAUGACCACUGGAGCUGCCUUCACCGUACUACAUAAAUUAUCUGACAGUACGUUGAGAAAUACAUGCAUAAAAAAUGUCUUUUUCACUUAUCUGCCGAAGAUGUUUCGCCUGCCCAUAUAUUCUUUGCAGAAAGGGCGGUACUCCUCCUUCUCUCAUUCUUUCUGGGUGCGCUUACACAUCAG
Molecule: messenger RNA, 524 nt
Organism: Phanerochaete carnosa HHB-10118-sp
Lineage: Eukaryota; Fungi; Basidiomycota; Agaricomycetes; Polyporales; Phanerochaetaceae
Exons: 1
Coding region: 71-262 (63 amino acids)
Source: RefSeq, a predicted model, not a curated record